Molecule: messenger RNA, 1232 nt
Organism: Lolium perenne
Lineage: Eukaryota; Viridiplantae; Streptophyta; Magnoliopsida; Poales; Poaceae
Product: peroxidase 2-like
Biological process (GO): response to oxidative stress; hydrogen peroxide catabolic process
Molecular function (GO): peroxidase activity; heme binding
Source: RefSeq, a predicted model, not a curated record
ACGAGCUCGAGCAAACACAAGGAGUACUACUACGUACCAAGCUUGCCAAGGUCGCCGUGCUGGUAGGAUGAUGGCCAAGCUUGCGGUUCUCGCCGUGCUCGCGUCGUUACUCAGCUCCGUGUCCUGCGAAUUUUCAAUCUACGCAGGCUACGGCUAUCCACCCCCAAAUCCCAGCCAGCCGUAUCCGCUACCGCCAGCUUGUCCUCCGCUGAGCCCUGCCCCUAGCCUCAAGGUUGGCUACUAUGCUGACAAGUGCCCUUGUGCGGAGGACGUCGUGAGGGACGCCGUGCGGAAUGCAACCGCCGGCGAAAAGGCCGGCCUUGUACGCCUCUUCUUUCACGACUGCUUCGUCCAGGGGUGCGACGCCUCCGUCUUGCUGAGCGGCCCACAGACGGAGAGGACGGCUUUCCCGAACCUGAGCCUGCGCGGCUUCGAAGUGAUUGACGCGGCCAAGGCUGCCCUCGAGAAGGCCUGCCCGGGCGUCGUCUCCUGCGCCGACAUCGUUGCCUUCGCCGGCCGCGACGCCAGCUACAGCCUAAGCGACGGCCAAAUAAACUAUGGCGUGCCGGCCGGCCGCUAUGACGGGAAUGUAUCACGCGACAUCGAUACCUUCUUCAACCUGCCCCCACCCUUCGGCGACCUGAACCUAACCACGGCAAUGUUCGCCGCCAAGGGACUCAACGAGAACGACAUGGUCGUGCUUUCCGGUGCGCACUCCAUCGGACGCUCCAGCUGCAACUCCUUCUCCGACCGUCUCCCACCGGCUGCCAACUCCAGCACAGCCAUGGAACCCAUCCUCGCCGCGGAUCUGACCAACACCUGCAGCGCCGGCAGCGUAAAUGUGCCGCAGGAUUUUAGGACCGCCGACACCUUGGACAUCCAGUACUACAAGAAUGUGUUGUCCCGUGAUGUGCUCUUCAACUCCGACGCGUCGCUCACCACGUCCUUGCUGACCAACGGCUGGGUGGAUUUCUAUGCCGGCAACCGUCCCUCUUUCCUUGGUAAGUACUUAGCCCCAUUCGUGUGGCACAAUGACUUCGGAGAAGCCAUGGUGAAGAUGGGCAACAUCGGGGUGAAGACUGGCCCUCCCGAGGGCGAGAUCAGGAGCAAGUGCUGGAGCGUCAACAAUCCCUAGUGCCGUACCUACACCGGUUGAUGAUCUGCCCAUGUGUUGACCCCGUAGGAACAAGUGCUUGUCGAUGUGUUGUUCAAGUCCUCUUUUCCUUUUUUUU